Molecule: messenger RNA, 951 nt
Organism: Penicillium crustosum
Lineage: Eukaryota; Fungi; Ascomycota; Eurotiomycetes; Eurotiales; Aspergillaceae
Product: putative short-chain dehydrogenase/reductase family protein
Exons: 2
Coding region: 1-951 (316 amino acids)
Source: RefSeq, a predicted model, not a curated record
AUGGCAGCCCUCCUUCGUCUUCUUAAGAUGCAGUACACCCCUCCCAUCGAUCCCAAAGGCGUGUCCUUCGCUGGGAAGAUCGUCAUUUUGACAGGUGCCACUUCGGGUCUUGGCUUCGAAGCUGCUAUCAAAAUCCUCAAUCUCGGCGUCGAGUCUCUCAUAAUCGGAUCUCGCAAUAUGGAAAAAGGCAACAAGGCCAAAGCCGACCUCGAAAAGGCCACUAACCGACGCAAUGUGGUCAAAGUAUGGGAACUCGAGAUGAACAGCUUCCAAAGCGUCAAAGGUUUCGCUGAACGCGUCAAUCGCGAGCUUGACCGUGUCGAUAUCGCAUUGCUUAACGCCGGUCUUUGGAAUCGAGAAUACAAUCAAUCCUCCGAGGGCUGGGAAGAGACUCUACAAGUCAACACGCUAUCGACCUCGAUGUUGGCCUUACUUCUACUUCCCAAGCUAAAGAAAAGCUCCUAUCCCGAAAACCCCGCCCACCUUACCGUCGUUUCAAGCCAACAAUUCGUUCGCGUCAAGGCUGAAAGCGUCCGGACUGAUGACUCGCUACUCGCUCACGUGAACGAUCCAGCCAACUUCAAGGGCCCUAAGCAGUACGGCAUUUCGAAGCUUCUGCUUGAAUUCGUGAUUAAGAAUAUCGCCAACAUGGCGCGCGAUGACGAUGGCACUCAUACCCUCAUUGUUAAUACCGUCAGCCCUGGGCUGUGCAUCUCGGCUUUGGGUCGUCAGUACACUCAUUGGUGGGAGAAGUGUUUCGUUUGGGUUAUGCACAAAUUGUUCGCCCGGACUACGGAGCAAGGAAGUCGUUCACUGCGAAUCAACUGCGCUGACGACUGGUCCGGAGGGAGAGGAGCUCCAGGAAAAGGCUUGGGGGAGAUCAUCGCCGUGCUGGAGGAGGAAGCACCCGAGAUGUCCCUCAUCUCUCGUGGCCUGUACCAGGGCGUUUAG